This is a messenger RNA of Aureobasidium pullulans EXF-150, 760 nucleotides long. RefSeq lists its product as uncharacterized. Bases 168 to 440 code for a protein of 90 amino acids. The transcript has a single exon. Lineage: Eukaryota; Fungi; Ascomycota; Dothideomycetes; Dothideales; Saccotheciaceae. The record is from RefSeq and is a predicted model, not a curated record.
UACUGUUUUGACAUAUAAGGAACCUGGUUCUUCCUCUCCGUCCAGCCUCCUUCCAUCAACACAUUCCCACUUCAACAAACAUCUUUCAAGCCUUCAAACUUCCACUCGAAGCAUCUUUCAAGCAUCUUCUAUCAACGACUUUAAACCAAACAACCAAUAUCUUCACAAUGGCCGCUCCAUCCGAGAUCCAGCAAGUCUACAUCGCUGAGGACUUCUCCGAACCUACUGCUCCUCAGUAUGAGUUCCCUCAGCACUACGACCUGAACGACCCAGACUCUGCUCGUCUUUCCUACCAGAGAUUGAUGCACGAGCACACCAAGCAACAGUUUGAGCUUGCCACAUCAUCUGCUCGUCGUCGCGGUUCUCCCCCAGAGCACGACAUCUCAAGCCUGCGCAAGGAGACCUCCGGCAUGAGCAUCGAUUCUACCUCAUCAUCAUAAACACUUCGGUCUGCGACCAAGUCACGACAACAUCUACCUUCAGCGCACUGUCUCUUGUAGCGGCGCGACUGGCAUAACGACUUUCAUGGAACGGAGUUUGAUUUUUGUAUUAUUGGGAAUGGCGGGUCUCGCAUAGAGGCAGGAGUUUUGUUUUAGAUGAUCGUUCAGCCGGUUGGACGUUUUGGUGUUCAUAAUCUCUGGCAUUUUCAAGUCAUGCAUUGUCGAUAUUAGUCGACCGGAUCCUCAGAGUAUUUGGAGCCCCAGUCUUUGCUAUCAGCGCAAGAUUUUCAGAAUUGAAUGAACUAUUCUCUCUUCACCUC